This is a messenger RNA of Etheostoma cragini (Arkansas darter), 1260 nucleotides long. It is a transcript of the gene anapc15, whose product is annotated as anaphase promoting complex subunit 15. The coding region runs from base 16 to 495 and encodes 159 amino acids. Gene Ontology annotation, biological process: regulation of mitotic cell cycle spindle assembly checkpoint. The transcript has 5 exons. Gene Ontology annotation, cellular component: anaphase-promoting complex. NCBI's taxonomy places the organism in Eukaryota, Metazoa, Chordata, Actinopteri, Perciformes, Percidae. The record is from RefSeq and is a predicted model, not a curated record.
AUAACACUGGACUAGAUGAUUCCGGAAGUAUUGACAGGGGAACACCAGGGGUUUCCGGUUGAUUUUGUAUUUGAAAAUUUUGAAAGCUGGAGCGAGAGGUCGGCAGACAUGUCCACGCUGUUCCCCUCUCUCUUCCCCCGGAUAACGGAGUCCCUGUGGUUCAAUCUUGACCGACCUUGUGUGGACGAGACCGAGCUGCACCAGCAGGAGCAGCAGCACCAAACCUGGCUGCAGAGCAUUGCUGAGAAAGACAACAACCUGAUGCCGAUUGGGAAACCUAUUUAUGAGUCAUCUGGCUUUACUGUGGCGCAGGCGGGAUAUGAUGAAGAAGAAGAAGAGGAUGACGAGGAUGAGGAAGACAGCGAGGAAGACUCGGAAGAUGAAGAAGACAUGCAGGAUAUGGAUGAGAUGAAUGACUACAACGAGUCACCUGAUGACGGCGAGAUCAAUGAGGCGGACAUAGAGGGACCAGACCAAGACCAGUGGAUGAUUUAAGACAAAAGUCAAUUUUAGUCUCCAUCAAGCUGUCUGGCACUGGAUUUUUACUCCCCAUUUAAAACACGACUGCUGUCCCCUCAGUCUGUGACAGAGAUAUGUUUUUAUAUUUGUGUAAACAGGAAAAGAAUAUGAGUGAAUCACAGCUUGAAUCAUGAUGUUCUUUAGAGGGAGUUUGGAUACAUCCAGCACAAAGUGUCUCAUUUCAGGCUGCAGUUGGCCUUGACACGUGACAUUGUUGGACAUCACUGUGUGUGUUGCUAACUGGCAUGCGCACACACACACAGACACACACAGACACACACACACACACUCACACAGACACACAGAGAGUGGUGGGAGUAGGCAUCAGCCCAGUGGUCCUCAUUUACACUUUGACCUUGUCAUGUCUUCAGUCAUGUGCCAUUUCUCAGCUGACAGAGCAGAAACAACAGUUAAGUCAGCUAAAUAAUUUGUUACCUAUAAAGGAGGCUGACAGAUACUUCAUCACAUAGUAAGAUUCUGUUUCAUAGUGUUGUGUAUGCUGCUGAUCUUUUGUUACAGAUAUACUACCAGUUAAAAUGUCAUAAAAACUUGCAAAAAAGUAUUAUGUUCGGACAAUUCAUCAGUUGUUAUUUAAAUACAUUUUGAUAAUUAUUUUUAAAUAUGUUAAAGGUAAGAGCAGCCAUUACUUUUGAAGAAUGUCAUUUUAAAUAAGAAUUCACACUGUCCAUUCAAAUGUUUUCCUUUAAGGAUUGCUUACCAAGUCUUUGAUUAAUUGUACUA